Messenger RNA from Culex quinquefasciatus (southern house mosquito), 2043 nucleotides. Its product is annotated as glutathione synthetase. Gene Ontology annotation, biological process: glutathione biosynthetic process. The transcript is spliced from 4 exons. Gene Ontology annotation, molecular function: ATP binding; glutathione binding; glutathione synthase activity. Bases 244 to 813 code for a protein of 189 amino acids. NCBI's taxonomy places the organism in Eukaryota, Metazoa, Arthropoda, Insecta, Diptera, Culicidae. The record is from RefSeq and is a predicted model, not a curated record. Gene Ontology annotation, cellular component: cytosol.
AAUCAAAAACUCAACAGAGUAAAUAACUCACUUAUCUCUUCGCCUUCAGUCAGUUCAUUCCGGGCGGUGAACAAGAGAGGUCGUGUUUUCAGGUUUGUUGUUCUUAUCAAUCCUCAGUAUUCUGUCCAUCGCGUUGGGUCAUAUCGCACCCAUAGUUUAGUAAUACAGCUGGUCCCAGUUAGUCCGCUGCGUAGAUCCGAAAUAGACGUGCUGAGCUCAUUACAAGAAGAAACAUUAAGAAAAAUGACAUCCCCGUCGACGGAAGUUCCGAUACUGGAGUCGUGCAUUCCACUGCCCCUGGACGAGGCCCGCCUGCUGGAGGUCGUCGAGAAGGCCAAGGACUGGGCCAUCAUGCACGGGGCGGCCAUGCGGUCCAAGGCGGAUUUUAACCCGGACGCGCUGCAGUUUGCUCCGUUCAUUCUGACGCCCAGCUCUUUCCCACGCAAGGAGUUUGAAAAGGCUGUGGCGCUGCAAACCACGCUAAACGAGCUGAUGCAUUCGGUCGCCCAUGAUGAGGAGUUCCUGCGGGAUACGCUUAAGUAUACAAUCAAGGUGGACGCCUUCACCGGAAGUCUGUUUGAAAUUUACGAAACCGUACUCAAGGAAGGAAUCUCCCAGCCGAUUUCGCUGGGCCUUUUACGAUCCGAUUUGAUGCUGGAGACCAAAUGCGAGAACUCGUGUCAAGUGCAGUGCAGUCGUGCCAAGCCGUACUGCUGCUGGAAGCAGGUGGAAAUCAAUUGCAUUGCUUCCGGCUUCGGCCAUCUGGGUCCCGCGAGCAGGGUGGUCCAAAGUUACGUAUUUUUUGGCGUAUAAUUCACCAAUUUAACAGCAUGUUAGCUUUUUCCACCCCAAAAGUACUGUGUAUAGUUUGUUUUCCAAAUUUUGUUCAAACAAUAAAUGUGCAUGUUUUGUAGUCCUCGUUGUCGGUUCAGUUUACAUUACGAUUGGAUACUUUCACCAAAGUAGCUAACACACACCGUUAAUACAUUUUUAUUUUUUUAUUUAACGUUGAUUACUACAUUGCUACACGAAUUUCUUUUAUCUCAUGUUUUAUUUGACCAGAAUAAGUUUUUCACAAGCUUACUUUUUUAUUUAUGGGUUUUGUACUAUGAAAAAUAAUCACUUUUCAAUUAAACACCGAUUAAAAAAACAUCUACGCAGGCUCACCUCGCGGGGAAGCAUGAACUUUGGAGUCUCAAGAAACACGUGUGCUUUGAAUUUUUCAAAAAUAUUUAGACAGGGCCGAAUGGUUUUCCUACAAAAUGUGUACGAAGAAUUAGUGUUGUUCGGUUCUCCUACAUAUUGCAUGCAAUUUUAAUUGUAUGCAAGAGUGACGAACCACCCUAAUUCACCAUAAAAACCAUUCGGCCCUGUCUAAACAUUUGUUUUUUAAUUCAAAGUAGGGUCACCGACACCGACUUAACACUCGCUGAUAAAAUGUUGUCUAUCAUUGAAGUACCCCCCGGGUAAGUCCGGUGAGGUGUGCUGUCAUAUUUGACAUAUUGUUUAAGUUUCUUUCAAACUGGCACCACUGUUCGAACAGCUGAUUUUGAAGUCGAGAAAUGUCAGUGAAAUUUUAUUUGUUUGGUGUGUUUUGGUCGCUAUGAGUUUUAUUUUUACAAAUACUUUAUGUUUUUGGACUGUCUGGUUAUUUUGACUAUUUAAGCAAGAAAACUCGAUUUUUUUGUGCGAGAAUAAAAACAUUUGUGAUAUUAAUAUCAGCGCUUGAUUCCUUCCAGCCCAACAUAUAAACAGGUUAAAUCAAAGUGAUUUUUAAGAAAGGUGAAUGAUUUUUCUUCUAAAGAUAUUCUGAUUGGACACGAUCAAUGACUCCGAGCUCAUCAAAAACCGUUGUCUGAGUGUAAGCAGAUUAGGAGAUGAAGGUUCUGAUCAAGAAUUCAAUUGUUUCACGUGCAUAGUCCUGUAGCAUCUGUGUGUAAUUUUUGUUCUUCAAUUCAUUUAUUGAACGUUUAAAAACAAUUGUCCAAUCAGCUUAAAUAAAUGGUUUAAUUUUAAAUCUAAUAAAAAUAUAACGCAAAUUAC